Trichophyton verrucosum HKI 0517 is the source of this 945-nucleotide messenger RNA. RefSeq lists its product as uncharacterized. NCBI's taxonomy places the organism in Eukaryota, Fungi, Ascomycota, Eurotiomycetes, Onygenales, Arthrodermataceae. The transcript has 3 exons. The record is from RefSeq and is a predicted model, not a curated record. Bases 1 to 945 code for a protein of 314 amino acids.
AUGGCGGACAUUGAUACCACUCCUGCAUCAGACAGAUUAUUACAGCAGUCAAAUCCCUUUGGAUAUCAGAAGCAACAGCAGGGGAAACGAGCUGCCUCUUCUCAAAUCACAGCUCCAGCAGAGACCUACAAGAAGCCUAACUCUUCUUCUUCUUCUGGUGGAAGCAGCCGAUUUGGAUAUGAGAGUAAUACAUUCAGUCCAGGGGAGUCUGAACUUUCUACUCUAGCCCAUCUGAUACAGCAGAAUACAAAGCAGUCAGCCGAGCUGCAACAACUCCUCUUUGAAUUCUUGAAACAAAAGCAAGAGGAAUUGAAUAGCCACCCAGCUAGCAGCUCUCGCUCUGACAACGUGCAAGAGUCCACUGAUGAGAAUGAUGGAAUGCUAAGCCCUGGUCCACAUGUUGCAAAUGGAGGUGGUGAAAGUCCUGACCCUCCGCAUGGAAGUAAGAAUAAUUUCAGGGGCCACAUGAUAGAAGGCGUCGAGUCAGCUUCCGAUUCAAGGUCCAACUCGGAUUGCGAGAGUAAAUCUACCGUGCCAACUUCAGUAGAUGCAAGAUCUCUCGCAGAUGGUGCUAGCUACCCCAAAGAUCAGCAGGAAAAGUCUCUUAUCAAUGCCAUCGGCACUCUCCAUCAUCUCUCUAGCUCUGAAGACUCGGAUUUGUCCGAAGAUUCUGGCGAGCGGAAGAACCGCUUUGAACGACCCCCUAGAAAAGGAAGAUAUGAGUCUACGGACGCUGAUAACCGCCGUACCUGGCAGCGCCAUUAUGGCACAGGCCUUUGCCAACGAGCCCCAUCUCCAGGUGGCAGUCCUUCGGGAAAACAGGUUGAAUUCGAUUUCUUCCACCGACAGCGUAAGACAUGUCCAAACUCUUCUAACCCCUUCCAAUCGAUACUCAUCCAGGCCCUCGUUCGAGAUGUCGAGCCCUCAAUCUUCUUCUUUGGAUGA